GAACUUCUACAGUAAAAGUGACGCUGUCUGGUUUGACUGGAGCGUUGGUGGGUUCUUCUUUCCACAGAGAGAUAUAAGUAAAAAACGAUUCGAAUAAUUUUGUCAGUAAAAAAUAUAUAUUUAAUGAAUUGACUGUUUAGUCGUGCUUGGGGUCUGGACUGGAGCUCGCCUUAAAUUUUUCAGCGCUGGACAUUGGUCAAUGGUCUCCACCUUGGUUACAGUUGAUGCCUAGUACCACCUUUAUCUGAAUUAUUGCGCCUAAAGACCGUGUUGGCAUGUCACGAUUCCAUAUCCUUUUACUAUUCAUGGUGACCUUUAUCAGAGAGCUGCUGGGACACAAUGAAGGUAAGACCACCCACUGGGCACACAAGGAUUUAAUCAACUUUGUUUCCACGUCAUUUCAGUUGAACUAUUUUUUUAUUUAACCUUUUAUUUAACGUAGAAUAGACCUUAAAUUGACGUCUGUAACCAGUGGGCAGAUACUUUUCUCUUUCACUUUGACUAUUAUUCUGUUUCUUUACUCAAAGAUUACACUUUGCAGUAGCCUUGAUGUACAAAAUGUAUGCAAUGUUAUUCUAUUCCUCAUGCUGAAUAAGCAGUUAUGAUUAUAUUCGGACAUACUUUGAAACUAUACUUUUGUAAGCUACUAUAAAAUAAUUAUUGCCAGUACAGACACAUGCUUUCCCUGUCAGUCAUCAAUGGCCCAUAAUAGGUUCCAUGCAAUGGGGGAGUGGGGACAUACCUCCAUCACCACAGUAAUAAGGCAGUAAAGAGAAGCAGCUGUGGUGGGAUCUUUAGAGGGACCUGAAGGAAUACAGAGAGAGCAGGGAGUAUUUCCUGAACAGAAACUCAACCACUCUUCUAACAUUCUUUUUCAGUUAAAAAAGAGAGGGCAAAUAAGCCCAAAUAUGCCAUCUAUGCAUUUUUUCAUUAAGAAAAAGUUUUGUAGGUAAAUAGAAGUCAUCACUGUAGUAAGCCUACAGACACCUGUGAUUUAUAUCUAUCCCUCCUCUGAUGUUGAGCAUGUCACUCAUUCUCAGACCUGUGUAAUUACAACUCCAAUCACAGACAAAUGACUGAGUGUGCACAGACCAGCUGUGCCAAGGCCCUCAUUUGGCCCUUAAAAGACAGUGAUUUGAGGCACCUCAGAUCCACCCAAACUCAUGCCUGCUGCCAGUUGAUUACAAAGCAAAACCACAGAGCGAAAAUGUAGUCGCUAAUGGAUUGACCAUUGUCUCACCAUUGCUAUUAGUCACGUUCUCCUGUAAUUUAACACUUUUCCAACUGAAAUACAAAGGAUGCUAAUCUGGAAUCAACUUUAUAAACCUCAACAUGAGAAUAUAUCCAUUGAAACGAGGACAGAAUGACUGCUGUGAAUAGUUGGCUUGUGAAAUCCACCCUCUCCAGAAUGACUGACUAAUUUCUCCUAGUUGGAUGUUCUCCCUGCAGUGGUAAUUGCAUGUCUUUCUGGUAAAGUAACCGCCUCGCUGAGAGCUGUGGGAAGUGUGCCUGGCUGGUCUCACUGUGAUGCAGUCUGCUUUACAACCUCACUGUCAUCAGGCGGCCACAGCAGCUGCCUGCAUUAGUGUAAUAAUGUAAAAUAGAUAUUUGAAUAUUAAUACUACUUACAUGUCUACUAUGAGACAUGGUACAAAGGAUUACAAUUGCUGCUGAAAUGUAAACUAUCUUGAAUACCAAAGAGUCUGUUUAUAGACAAUACUUUAAGGUUGAUCCUCACUUGGAUUUGCAAACAUGAGGGAGACUUGGGUGCUAGGAAUCUGAGGGCAUGUUUAUGUGUUAUUCAGUCAGACUAGAAACAAGGCAUUUGAUGAAAGGUGUUGUAACAUCAUUGUAAUUUUUUCCAGUGUAUGUUUAGCAGCCUAUUGCAAGUGCCCAAAUGACCAUGAAUAGAAACGUUGAGUUUUGUCACCAUGAAUUGAAUUUUCAUUGGUCUAAAUUACACAUUGACUAGCCCCUGUAGACUGAGUAAGCUAGUAUCUGGACCACUUUGUUGUUACAAGUAUUCAGGGAGAAUACUCAGCGCAGAGACUUGGAAAAAAUCAAAUCUGUCAGCCCUCUUUCUAAACAGUAGUGUCCCUUUUAAAUAUCCUUCAAGGGAUUGGGUUUAUGAAAUAGUUGACAAGUGAGGGGAAAGAAUGAGUGUGGUAAGGGAGACCUAAUGUAUGGAAAGUUAGAUUCAGCUCCUUGGUUUAAAGCUACUGUGCAAAUGAUGAGGAGGCAAAAAGAGAUGUUACCUACUAACUAGUUCCAGUAUUACAUUCAAAAUGGAAGAGAGGACCUCUACUUGCCAACUUCAUCUUCUUCAUGUGUCAUGAUCUCAGUGCACAUUCAGUGUAAUCUGUGCCCAGUUAAGUCCUUUUCCUACUCUCUUUAUUAUCUUAUUUUCCUUCCAUGUGACGCUAAAACACUUUGACGUUGUGAUUUAAAUGGAACUUUAGCCAACCAGGAAGUCUGGCCUUUUUCAGAGAUGUACUGUUUUGACUGGACUUCAGUUUUGGAUCCCAACCCCUGGAGAGUUUCCAUGGUUUUUUCGACUUCCGUUAUUGGAAAUCCAGGUCUUUGUCAAAUAGUAAGCUGGCUCAGGAAUGGACCAGAAAUCAGGUUGUGCGGAACUGAGAUUGUGGGAAAACCAUUAGCAUGCCAAGAGGUUUUCUCUGCAUCACCUUUAUUAAACUCUUCAUGUUCUACCUCAAAAUCAUUUCAUAUUUAUCUCAAAUAAGCUAAUAAAUACAUGUAGGUUCAUGUGUGAGAAAGAAAGUACAUAUCAUCCAUAAAUACAUUAGUAGCUGACAAAUGGUUUUCAUCUGUUUUAUGCCUUGUUGCUAUGACUGAUUAGAGCUAAUAAUAGUCUGUCAUUGUUUUCAGGCUCUGGAACCACACUGCACAGCAGCUACAAUGAGGUUAUGCCAGAGGAGGAGUACUAUACUCCCCGACUGAACUACAGGCGUAAGUAAGGAGAACCACACACUCACAACACUAAUAUUAUCAACAACACAGAUUUGUAAUCUACAUACCUCACAUCAUCACAGUUCUGAAAUCAGUAUCUCUUGAUAUGUCUGUAGCACAUUGGUCUUGCGCUGCGUUCCAGUGUGUGUUUAAACAUGAUUGUUUUGAUGCAGAUCCAAGAUGGUGUCACUUUCUGAGCCUGGCCAAUGGGGAUGUGACCUGCCACUCCCCCCGAGGAGAGAACUACCGCAGCACCCUAGGCACCCGCUGCGAGAUGACCUGUGACCGUGGCUACAAGCUGCUGGGCAGAUCCUCGGUGCUGUGCAUGCCCAACCGCCGCUGGUCUGGGACCAGUCACUGCCGCCGUGAGUACAGGCUGAUUAUAGACAGAUACAGCUGAUUGUCUAUUGGGUCCAUGUCAUCUAUUGUUAAUAAAAAAAGGCCCUGAGUUUUCUUUAGAAAACACUUUCAUAGGAGUAAUAUACACUGAGUAUACAAAACAUUAAGAAGAAACUCAAUAUUAGGAAGGUGUUCCUGAUGUUUGGUAUACUCAGUGUCUAGCUUGUUGACUAUGGUGACUCCACAGAGAUUCGUUGCAACGUGCUGCACCUGAUCUGGCACGGCACGUACCACUGCACCCAGGGUUAUGUGGUGGACUCCAGGUGUGACUACAUCUGUGAGCCGGGGUACCGGAUCGAGGGGGACCACUCUCGUACCUGUCUGGAUGGGGGGUCCUGGAGUGGGGCAGAGCCCAUCUGUGCAGGUACAGCUCAUAUGUUUAGUCAGCACAUCCAAGUAUACUGACAUGAUUCAUUAAUGCUUUUCCACUGUGGGGUGAAACUCAGGUGGUGUUUGGUUUGAUAUGCCUGGAGGCAAGUGAAUGGUCAUAAAGUCAGUGGUAAUUAAGUCAGCAUAUUAUAUAUUUUUUUUUUCCAUGAAUUAAUGAGAUACAUGCACCCUGUAAGCACAGCAAAACAUUUGGAGUCCAUCUUUCAAGCUAAUUGUUUUUCCAGUUCCGUUUGUUUCUGACUUUUAGAAGCCCUGGCAGCUCCCAUGGGCAUGUCUCCCACCCACAUAAACAAAACACAGAUACUCAUCUAGUACCUCUCGCUUUCCACGUUUCAUUCCUUUUUCUGUCUUUGGCUCAAAACCAAGACCAAUAGAUAUUUCUAAUCUUCAAAUUUCCCCUCCCUCAAAAGAUGAAUUGAUUCAAUUGACCCAGACCAACAGAGGAUGUUAACAUUUAACUCAGACAUUUUUAUAUUCUCUAUUAUUUUUCUUCACUGGUUUACCAAACUGUGGUGUUUCAGAUCAUGAUCCUCCAAAAAUAAAGUGUCCCCUGUCCCGAGUGAAGGUCGCUGAGCCUGGGAAACUAACAGCCAGAGUGUCCUGGGACCCCCCUGUUGCCACGGAUACUGCUGAUAAAACACUAGAGUAUGUCAGUGCUUUUUUAACUGAUUCCCUCCUACUUCUUCCCCUGUGCAGGAGGUGAAUCAUGUGUUGUUCUUUGUGUCUGUUUACAGUGUAACACUGAUAGGCCAGGGGCCAGAUACCAACUUUAAAGAGGGGAUAAACAUUAUCCGGUACACAGCACAUGACCAAGCCAGAAACAGGGCUGCCUGCAAGUUCAUUGUUCGUGUGGAAGGUAAGGCACCACAGUCAAUGUCAGACACAAUGACCUGACAUUUGGACUAGAGUAAAGCCCAGACUUACUGGACAAACCAUUAUACAGUGCAUUCGGAAAGUAUUCAGCCCCCAUGGCUUUUUCCAGAUUUUGUUACGUUACAGCCUUAUUCUAAAAAUGAUUAAAUUGGGGAGGGGGGGGGGGGUUCUAAUCAAUCUACACACUAUACCCUAUAAUGACAACGCAAAAACAGGUUUAGAAAUCUUUGCAAAUGUAUAAAUAAAAAAAAUGGAAAUAUAACAUUUACAUAAGUAUUCAGAGCCUUUGCUCAGUACUUUGUUGAAGCACCUUUGGCAGCGAUUACAGCCUCCAGUCUUCUUGGGUAUGACGCUACAAGCUUGGCACACCUGUAUUUGGGGAGUUUCUCCCAUUCUUCUCUGCAGAUCCUCUCAAGCUCUGUCAGGUUGGAUGGGGAGCGUCGUGCACAGCUAUUUUCAGGUCUCCAGAGAUGUUCGAUCAGAUUUCAAGUCCGGGCUCUGGCUGGGCCACUCAAGGACAUUCAGAGACAUGUCCCGAAGCCACUCCUGCGUUGUCUUGGCUGUGUACUUAGGGUCAUUGUUCUGUUAGAAGUUGAACCUUCGCCCCAGUCUGAGGUCCUGAGCGCUCUGGAAAAGGUUUUCCUCAAAGAUCUCUCUGUACUUUGCAAUUGGGGGAGAAGGGCCUUAGUCAGGGAGGUGACCAAGAACCCGAUGGUCACUCUGACAGAGCUCCAGAGUUCCUCUGUGAAGAUGGGAGAACCUUCCAGAAGGACAACCAUUUCUGCAGCAUUCCACCAAUCAACCCUUUAAUGGUAGUGGCCAGACAGAAGCCACUCCUCAGUAAAAGGCAUACGACAGCCUGCUGAUGAAACCAAGAUUGAACUCUUUGGGCUCAAUGCCAAGCGUCACGUCUGGAGGAAAUCUGGCACCACCCCUGCGGUGAAGCAUGGUGGUGGCAGCAUCAUGCUGUGGGGAUGUUUUUCAGCGGCAGGGACUGGGAGACUAGUCAGGAUAGAGGGAAAGAUGAAUGGAGCAAAGUACAGAGAGAUCUUCAAGGAAGAGUCUUGGUGGUUCCAAACUUCUUCCAUUUAAGAAUGAUGGAGGCCACUGUGUUCUUGAAGACCUUCAAUGCUGCUGACAAUUUUUGGUACCCUUCCCUAGAUCUGUGCCUCGACACAAUCCUGUGUCCAAAAUUCCUUCGACCUCAUGGCUUGGUUUUUUUUCAACUUUGAAUUGAUGUAUUUCAUCAUGGAAGUUAAUACUGGAUUAAUUUCUUUUUUAAUGUACUUUUUUUUUUCAUUUCACAUUUCCUUCAGUGAUAAACAACAAUUAUAUUUCCUUCAUCGAGAACUUCAAGAAACACUUUAGAGCAGGGUUAAUCAACUAGAUUCAGCUGUGGGCCGUUUUUAUUUUUCUUGAGCGGAUGGUCAGGGGGCCGGAACAUUAUUACCAACAGAUGUAAUAUUUGACUAAAACAUAAUCAUUUCAAACCUUGCUUACAUUUGUAUACGAUCACAUAUAUCUAUUUUAUACUUGGAGCUGAUUUGCUGGUGUUUUUACAGUCUUAUGUCCCCCCCCCCAAAAAAAAUUAAAACAUUACAUUAUUUUGGUUCAGAAAAUUUGGGGGGCCAAAUAAAAUCACCCGCGGGCUGCCAGUUGGGAACCCUACUUUAGAGGCAUCCAAGAGUCGUCAUAUUCCAUUACUCAGAGGGCUGAUCCCAUACAGCUCAGUGUGUACUGUUAAAAGGUGCCUGUUUUGGGCCCUAUUCACAAAGGGGCCGAUUCAGACUUAGGAAAUGAAUGCCUAUCCUACACACUUCUCAGUAUUUGGUAUUUGGUAUUCAGACUUACCUUAUUCAGUCGCGUAACACGCUUUGCGUGUGUGGCUACCUUGCGCGCUCUGAAUACGUUUAAUUUAACCACUGAAAACCCUCCCACUUGCUGCCCAACACAUUUUCUUGUGGAGUUUAUUCAAUUCGUUUUUAGUACAUUUACAGUUGAAGUCAGACGUUUACAUACACCUUAGACAAAUACAUUUAAAUUCAGUUUUUCACAAUUUCUGACAUUUAAUCAUCCUAAAAAUUCCCUGUCUUAGGUCACUUUAUUUUAAGAAUGUGAAAUGUCAGAAUAAUAGUAGAGAGAAUGAUUUAUUUCAGCUUUUUUUUCUUUCAUCACAUUCCCAGUGGGUCAGAAGUUUACAUACACUCAAUUAGUAUUUGGUAGCAUUUUCUUUAAAUUGUUUAACUUGGGUCAAACGUUUUGGGUAGCUUUCCACAAUAAGGUGGGUGAAUUUUGGCCCAUUCCUCCUGACAGAGCUGGUGUAACUGAGUCAGGUUUGUAGGCCUCCUUGCUCGCACACGAUUUUUCAGUUCUGCCCACAAAUGUUCUAUAGGAUUGAGGUCAGGGAUUUGUGAUGGCCACUCUAAUACUUUUACUUUGUUGUCCUUAAGCCAUUUUGCCACAACUUUGGAAGUAUGCUUGGGGUCAUUGACCAUUUGGAAGACCCAUUUGUGACCAAUCUUUAACUUCCUGACUGAUGUCUUGAGAUGUUGCUUCAAUAUAUCCACAUAAUUGUCCUUCCUCAUGAUGCCAUCUAUUUUGUGAAGUGCACCAGUCCCUCCUGCAGCAAAGCACCCCCACAGCAUGAUGCUGCCACCCCGUGCUUCACAGUUGGGAUGGUGUUCUUUGGCUUGCAAGCCCCUUUUCCCUCCAAACAUAAUGAUGUUCAUUAUGGCCAAACAGUUCUAUUUUUGUUUCAUCAGACCAGAGGACAUUUCUCCAAAAAGUACGAUCUUUGUCCCCAUGUGCAGUUGCAAACCGUAGUCUGGCUUUUUUAUGGCGGUUUUGGAGCAGUGGCUUCUUCCUUGCUGAGCGGCCUUUCAGGUUAUGUCGAUAUAGGACUCGUUUUACUGUGGAUAUAGAUCAUUUUGUACCUGUUUCCUCCAGCAUCUUCACAAGGUCCUUUGCUGUUGUUCUGGGAUUGAUUUUCACUUUUUGCACCAAAGUACGUUCAUCUCUAGGAGACAGAAGGCGUCUCCUUCCUGAGCGGUAUGAUGGCUGCGUGGUCCCAUGGUGUUUAUACUUGCGUGCUAUUGUUUGUACAGAUGAACGUGGUACCUUCAGGCGUUUGGAAGUAGAGAGAAUAGUGUACAAUAGUAGGCUAUACCCUUGUCUAUUGCCUGCACUAACAUUUACAUUUUAGUCAUUUAGCAGACGCUCUUAUCCAGAGCGACUUACAGUUAGUGAAUACAUAUAUAUCUUUUUUUUAUACUGCCCUCCCGUGGGAAUCAAACCCACAACCCUGGCAUUGCAAACGCCAUGCUCUAUCAACUGAGCUACAUCCCUGCCGGCCAUUCCCUCCCCUACCCUGGACGACGCUGGGCCAAUUGUGCGCCGCCCAUGAGUCUCCCGGUCGCGGCCGGCGGCGACAGAGCCUGGAUUCGAACCAGGAUCUCUAGUGGCACAGUUAGCACUGCGAUGCAGUGCCUUAGACCACUGCGCCACUCAGGAACUGUGACGCGGCCAAGUAUUGCACCAUGUGUCGGGUUCAAACUAAUGGCAAAGAAGGUAAACGAAACAAUGUAAUUCAAUUGAAUGAUAAUGUAGACUAUACCAACUGCAGGGAACUAACAGUAAAUUGGCAGUUGAAUAUGUGUUGUUAUUAGGCCUACUGACAGUCGAUACUGAUAGUGGCUAAUAUUUAACAUGAUAGACAUAGGAAACAGAGACAGUCGGGGGAGGCUAUAAUUAAGACAUUUGAGAAUGCCCAUUCCUUCAAGUUAAAAGCCCGUACAAUUUAAAUUCUGCAUAAUGGCACAGCAUUUCAUAAACUUUACUGUGGGAAAGUUGAUAUGUUGAUAUGCUUCAGUUUGCUGCCAUAUGACUGGUUUCACGUUUAUGUCCAGUGAUUAUAAGGUAAAAUAGAUCAAAAACAAGUGUUUAUUACAAUUCCCUUAUCCGAACGGAUUACUCAUUUACCUAGCUCUUAUCAAGUUGUAAAUUACAGUGCAUGAAGAAUGCUGUUAUUUCUAUCGGGAAAAAAUAAAAUGGAUGCUUUUUCCACUUGGAACCGGUAGGUUCGCUAGACCUUAUUCAUGGUUUCCUCGCGCGUAAUGGUGGUGGAAUUACACUUAAUAUACAAAAGUAUGUGGACACCUAUUCAAAUUAGUGGAUUCGGCUAUUUUAGGUGUAUAAAAUCGAGCACACAGCCAUGCAAUCUCCAUAGUUCAACAUUGGCAGUAGAAUGGCCUUACUGAAGAUCUGUGACUUUCAACAUAGCACCGUCAUAGGAUGCCACCUUUCCAACAAGUCAGUUCAUUACAUUUCUGGCCUGCUAGAGCUGCCCCAGUCAACUGUAAGUGCUGUUAUUGUGAAGUGGAAAUGUCUAGGAGCAACAACAGCUCAGCCGCGAAGUGGUAGGCCACACAAGCUCACAGAACGGGACCACUGAAGCGCGUAGGGUGUAAAAAUCGCCUGUCCUCGGUUGCAACACUCACUACCAAACUGCCUCUGCAAGCAAAGUCAGCACGAACUGUUCGUCGGGAGCUUCAUGAAAUGGGUUUCCAUGGCCGAGGAGACUCACACAAGCCUAAGAUCACCAUGUGCAAUGCCAAGCGUCGGCUAGAGUGGUGUAAAGCUCGCCGCCAUUGGACUCUGGAGCAGUGGAAACGCGUUCUCUAGACUGAUUAAUCACUCUUCAACAUCUGGCAGUCCGACGGACGAAUCUGGGUUUGGCGGAUGCCAGGAGAAAGCUACCUACCGGAAUUCAUAGUGCCAACUGUAAAGUUUGUUGGAGGAGGAAUAAUGGUCUGGGGCUGUUUUUCAUGGUUCGGUCUAGGCCCCUUAGUUCCAGUGAAGGGAAAUCUUAACGCUACAGCAUACAAUGACAUUCUAGACGAUUCUGUGCUUCCAACUUUGUGGCAACAGUUUGGGGAAGGCCCUUUCCUGUUUCAGCAUGACAAUGCCCCCAUCCACAAAGCGAGCUCCGUACAGAAAUGGUUUGUCAAGAUCGGCGUGGAAGAACUUGACUGGCUUGCACAGAGCCUUGCCCUCAACGAACACUUUUGGGAUGAAUUAGAACGCCGACUGCAAACCAGGCCUAAUCGCCCAACCUCACUAAUGCUCUUGUGGCUGAAUGGCAGCAAGUCCCCGCAGCAAUGUUCCCAGAAGAGUGGAGGCUGUUAUAGCAGCAAAGGUGGGACCAACUCCAUAUUAAUAACCAUGAUUUUGGAAUGAGAUGUUCGACGAGCAGGUGUCCACAUACUUAUGGUCAUGUAGUGUAGGUCAAGGUUAGAAUAUGGUUUAUCUGUAGACACACCUCCGCCACACCUUCAUUUAUUUGAUCUCCACCCGAAACGAAGAGUGGGUGAAUAGCAUGUUAUUGUCAUACUUAAGUUGGAGGUCAUGGGCCUCCCGAGUGGCGCAGCGGUCUAAGGCCAUGCAUCACAGUGCUUGAGGCGUCACUCCAGCCCCGGGUUCGAUCCCAGGUUGCGUUACAGCCUGCCGUGACCGGGAGACCCAUGAGGCGGCGCACAAUUGGUCCGGGUUAGGGGAGGAUUUGGCUUGCCUUGAUACCAAUUGGAUAUCACAAAAUUGGGGAGGAAAAAGGGGUAAAACAAAUAAAAAAUAUUCAAAACAUUUCAAUGUCAUAAUACUUGUAGAUAGGAAAGUGCAUAAAAAGGGAAUUGCAUUCCAUUUACGCGCGCCUAACUCGGGUCGGAAUUCCCCUAUAGCGUCUCAGAGUAGGAGUGCUGAUGCAAAUAGUCCGGGUAACCAUGAUUGUUUGGUGAUGUGGACACCAAGGAACUUGAAGCUCUGAACCUGUUCCACUACAGCCCUGUCAAUGAGAAUGGGGGCGUGCUCAGUCCUCUUUUUUUUCCUGUAGUCCACAAUCAUCUCCUUUGUCUUGAUCACGUUGAGGGAGAAGUUGUUAUCCUGGCACCACACGGCCAGGUCUCUGACCUCCUCCCUAUAGGCUGUGUUAUCGUUGUCUGUGAUCAGGCACUGUUGUGUCGUCGGCAAACUUAAUGAUGGUGUUGGAGUCGUGCCUGGCCAGGCAGUCAUGGGUGAACAGGGAGUACAGGAGGGGACUGAGCACGCACCCCUGAGGGGCCUCCGUGUUGAGGAUCAGCGUGGCAGAUGUGUUGUAACCUACCCUUACCACCUGGGGGCGGCCCGUCAGGAAGUCCAGGAUCCAGAUGCAGAGGGAGGUGUUUAGUCCCAGGGUCCUUAGCUUAGCCCUGCUCUCCGUCUCUCCCCAGUCAGGAGGUGUCCAGUCCUCAAGCCCCCUCUCCAUGGUUACCUCACCUGUGACUCUGACGGGAACAACUACGGGGCGGUGUGCGAGUACCACUGUGUCGGGGGCCAGGAGAGGAGGGGGACCUCCAGCCGUGUCUGCCAGUUCGACCACAGCUGGACUGAGGCCUCUGCCGAGUGUGUCAGUUAGUAUUGAGAACCAAUGACAGAGAAUGACCUUCUGGUUUGUUGUCUUAAAUUGAAUCCAUACAUGUUUGUUGUGUCUUCAAUUGAACCCGUACAUGUGAAGUGAUUAUACCAACAACAAUACUCUGUUUUGAUUGUGUGUGCGUGUGUACUGUAGCAAUGGAGUUUAAAACAGAUGUGGAUACAGCUUCUGGCCUCCUGGACCAGUUCUAUGAGAAGAGGAGGCUUCUAAUUGUGUCGGCACCUAACGUAGCCCAUGGAGACUACAAGCUCCAGAACCUUAUGGUCCAGGUGAGUCCGAGACACCUGGAUGGUUUGGGCAUUAUCUGCUAGUCAGGGGAUUUCUUUUCUCAACAACUCUAGUUACUACAGGACAUAAUAAAAAACUGUUUAGUCAAUGAAAUAUGAGCAUCUUGUUUGUAUGAAUGUGACAACGCUUGGGGUGUUUUCAUGCCUAGAAAGCAGAUUGUGGUCUGAACUUACGACGAGUGACAGUGAUUGAGCUGCUAGGGUCCCCUCCUCAGGAAGUGGGCCUCAUCAAGGGACGUCACCUGGACACUGAGGUCAUUGAGGGUCUGAGGUAAGGUGACUUCACAUAAUCAUGUUGGCUGUACUGCAUCUUCAGGCAAUAUAAUACACCAUCACUGACUUGACACUAAAUGGUCAUCUCGUACUGUGAUACAGGCAGGCUUUCCGGAUCUCCAGAUCCUACUUCAACAUGGUGCUGCUGGACAAGGAUGGUUUGGACCACGAGAGAUUCAUCACACCCACCACAUCCGAUGAGCUCUUCUCAUACAUCGACAAUAACCUGUUGGACGAAGAAGAACGAAGGCGGCUGGAGUUACACAGCGACCUCUGUGAUUAAGACUUGAGUGCCCCCUGGUGGCUUGGGGAGGUCAGACACUUUUACAAAGAUAUCAGCUCAGAGGAAAAGGCUCUGCUAUCUAGAGAUACAAUCAUGGACACCAAGCUGGCCCAGAAUAGAGAGAUAAACAUGAAAACAGAACAGCUCUGGUAGUGAGAUGUUUCCACUGGAUGAUAGAUGAAGAGAUCUUAGAGGUAGCCUGUUUUUCAGGUCUAAAAGUAUAGAGAUUGGUGUAUUGUUAGAGGAUUGUGGGUUUCGAUUCCCACGGGGGGCCAGUAUAAAAAAUAUAAUGUAUGCACUCACUAAAUGUAAGUCGCUCUGGAUAAGAGCGUCUGCUGAAUGACUAAAAUGUAAAUGUAAUGAAAUGUAGGGACUUUUACUUCACCUUCUGUACUGCACAGACAGGUGUAACAAAUGUGGAUGAUUACAGGUUUAGUCAUUUCAUAUUUAUUAGGUGAAUAAAAUAUUUGAUACAGUCAUAGGACU
Molecule: messenger RNA, 12421 nt
Organism: Coregonus sp. 'balchen'
Lineage: Eukaryota; Metazoa; Chordata; Actinopteri; Salmoniformes; Salmonidae
Source: the annotation of a GenBank genome assembly